Molecule: messenger RNA, 11627 nt
Organism: Dermacentor albipictus
Lineage: Eukaryota; Metazoa; Arthropoda; Arachnida; Ixodida; Ixodidae
Product: cyclic GMP-AMP synthase-like receptor
Source: RefSeq, a predicted model, not a curated record
UGGGCAUGCUCGGAGGCGAUGGAUGUGUUUGACUUUUGUCGUGAAGUUUACCAUGUGCUAGAGCCUAAGAGAGCAGUAUUUUUUUUUUUUUUGCCAAGGUAAAUGAACUUGCAAAUAUCAAACCGUAGCGAAACAUGAUCAAACGAAGAAGGUACCGGGGCUGCAAUGGGCGUCGGGCAGAACGUGCAGACAACUGCCGGUUCGCAGCUUAUCGCCUGUCUUGCAUAAAGUCCCUCAAUCAUUAUAGAGGGACCUUAGUCUUGCAGGGUUAGUGGCGGUGACUGUGGCAGUGAUCUCCGGUGAUCCUUAGGUUGCAACGUGCUACGGUGGCACCUACUAUACGAAGUUUCAUCUGUGGUCCUGUGGUUGCUGCACUGAACACGAGCCAUGGCAGUGGACGUGAAACCAGAACACAACAUGCAACGUCUGCACAAGGCUUUGUCCAAGGACAAUAAUAUCACGGAGAGGAACAAGUCAAUCCUGAACAAGCUCUUAAAGGACCUCUGUGAAGAGAUGAAGAAGGAGAACCGCUUGUUCGCUCUGAUAUUUAACAGGCUAUAUUACACUGGAAGCAGCUACGAAGGGCUGCGCAUACGGCAAGCUGAUGAAUUCGACAUCAAUCUUGUUAUGAAACUGCCUGUUGAGGAAGAUGAUUUUAAGCUGGUUGCCGAAACACCUGGUCAUGUGAGCUACACUCUGACCAGGGUUUGCUACGAGCGCCUACUGGAGACCAUGAAGGGGCCAGAAAUUAAGUCUUUUUGUGACGUAUUCAGCAACGAUCUCAAGUUUCAGCCCUUAUUGUGGCAGCAGUGGUUGCAGUCUGUCAUGGAUAAGGCCCGGGAAGCCUAUAGGCUACAGCACGAAAAGGAAGACUCUGAAUAUUUUGAGCUGACAGUGCGGCAGAGUGGGCCUGCCUGGACGCUGCUUGUGCACCUUUCCGACGGGAGCCAAAUAGACAUAGACUUGGUGCCUGUAUUGGAGCACGACUUCAAUUGUCUUCCUGCGAAUGUGCCUCGUCAAAAGUGGUUCGAGGAACUUCUCGAAAAGCAGAAUGACAAAAAGUGGUUCAUGGUUCCAAAGCCGCCCAAAGAUAAUCAGAACCUCUGGCGCAUUCACUUCCCAAAUGCCGAGAAGAAGUUGAUAAAGCACUUGGGAUGCAUCAAGCCAACAAUCAGAUUUCUAAAGGCUCUGAGGGACAAGCAAAAAUGGCCGCUGUCUUCUUACUCUAUCAAGACUGUGGUGAUGCACCACAGACUGGAGAAUCGAGAGAACGUGUACUGGCAGAAUGAGCACCAGUGGACAGUGUUGCUUGAUGUACUUAUGAGGCUCCGUGUGAUGUUGCAUCCUUCUGGGCCAGGUAUUUGUUCUCUCUUUGACAACAACGUGAGUCUAAUUGGAGACAUGAGAGAUGACACAAGAAAAAACAUAGCCCAACGCCUCCUGAGAAUUUCGAACAGUCUGGCCAACAAUCCCGAGAGAGUUCUUGAAUUUUUCCUGGAGACAUCUGCUGUCACUAGUGAAAACUCUCCCACCAUGGAGGAAAAUCUGAGUCACUCAUUGUCGAGCCUCUCUUUGACAGCCAAUGAAGCCUCAACUUGUGAUAUGUCUUCAGACUCUAAGGCGGGCAGCAGGGACUCAUCUUUUGUCGAUGGCUUCAUUGAUAAAAGAACCUGCAGUAGCUCUCCUAUCCGUACAUCAACCUACAUGAAUGACGUAAGCAUUGUUAUCAUGCAGAAAGUAGUUGGGAUGGACACGAACCAUCAGAAUGCAGACAACAAUGUUCAAGUCGCAUUGUCUGUUCUAGUUGAUGAUCAUUUACGUGCCGAGAUCUGCUGCAGCGUGCCGUGCUGUCGGCAGCAGGAAAUAGAAAUUUUUAAUGAAGGCCCGACAGCACCGUCUUCGUUAGUCUUGAAGCAGCGCUUCGAGCUGACUGGCAAGGCAGCGCCGCCUACGCCAGUGGAAACGGAGCUCUCAGUAAUGAUUGCAGGAAGGCAACUCCUGAAGUCGUGCAUGUACCUGCAAUUACAGCUCCGUGUUGAAGAGUGCGAAGUGCGUCUGCCAUUUCCUCGAAGUUAUAGAGCUUUGAAGUGUUCAUAAGGACUUGGUCAACAUAUUGAUUUUUAUGCACAUUUCCACUGUUUACACUUGUGUUUUGAGGAGGGGUGUAAGCAUUUGUUUGUUUGUGAUUGCUUGACUCCAGCAGAUAUUGUGGCAGUGUUGGAGAAGCUUUCAUUGAAAAUGUUUAUACUGCAUGAUUCAUUUUAAGGUGCUGCUGAAAGGAUAUUGUCCCAUGAUGUUGCUAAAUGCAGUACUCUCUUGGAUAGAAAUUACUGCCCUAGCUGAAGACAAGCUAUUGUUGAAGAAAACAGCUAGAGCUGGCUAUCUGAAGCACUGCUUGCAUAGUCAAGCAGUGCAGUUUGUGCAGCAAACAAAUUGGGGAGAGUAAAGUCUGUUUUACGUACCUUGAUAUUGCCUGCGAUUUUACCCCUUGGAUUUGCAGAUGCGGCAGAUGUACUGUUGGCCCCUUCAUGCUUAUGAUUUUUGAUGCUUGGAGGUGCUGAACUUUUCUGUGAAUUUGCACAUGCGACAUGGUUGGGGAACCACUAACUGUGCUGAUCAUCAGACAUGUCACAGUGACCUGCCUGCUUUGUUUUUGUUUUGAUUGAGUAACGAGUUAAAACACGAAAAGCUUUUCAUAAAGUCUCACAUUGUUUUCAAAGACGCAGUUUGAAUAAGUGUGUUCGAAGAACAAUUCAGCCUUAUUCCGCUGGGUGCGUGCAAAUGCAAAAUUCGCAGCCACCGGAAUCGGUGCAUGUGAAAUGUCAAUGCGAAAUUGCAGGCACAUGGAACAGGCAUAACAAGCUGUUUCUCUUUGUAAGUGAAAUUGUGCAUCUAGGGAUUUAUAAAUGUGCGGUGAUAUCUUUACCAUCUGAUGUACACUGGCACUGUUUUUGUCUCGUAUGUCUGCAAUCAGUCUGUUGUUUGUAAUGUAAAGAACUUCCACUUCCCAUGGCUACUUUGUAUACUCUAAAGAAAGUUACUACCCUUUGGGUUGUAUAUAGUCCCCAAACAGCAAUCAUCGUCUGUCUUGCUUGUGUUUUUUUUCUCGAAAACUUUUUUCUCACUAGUUUUUGCCAUUGUGAACGCUGUUUGUGCCCAUCAUAAUCAUCUGUAAAAACAGUUUUACCCUAAUAUAGCAAAAUUUUCGCUAUAAUAAAGUAUUUAACUGUUUAUAAAUUUUUUCAAUUUUUUCUAUCACUAUAUUGAAUUUCAAUGUAAUGAAGUGUGUUUAUAAGCGAUUUGAGUGCAACAAAAUUUCGCUGCCCCCCAUGAAGGUAUACCAAGACAAUGAAUGGAAACUUCCAUGGAUGCAGAUGUUGAAAUGCUUGAAUUACGUGCAGCUGCCUGUGAACGAAACUCUCCAAUCGUGCCCUGCGCGUCUGAGAGCGACCACCAAGGUGGAGCAGUGUCGUGUUCCAUAUAAACUCCAGGUGUGAUUAAAUCCUAUCACACCCCACGCGCUGUAUGCUUUAGGUGUGAGUGAAAGCAUGCAAGUGAGCCGCGAAGGAUGAUGGCUUGAUGAGCGCCAUCUUCCCGCAUUAGCAAGGGGAAAGGGUGAAGGGAAGCGAGCUCACUGUAAUGCUAUCAAGUGCAUGGCGAAAGAUGGUGGCUGAGUGCAGGCUAGGUUGGUGCAUGUCUCCUUUUCUAGCACGGCCGCUGCUGCACAUGGCUGUAAGCGAGGCUAGCGCAUAUGCAGCCCACGCGUCUUGCUUUAAGUAAUCUGCUGCAAAGACUGGGCAAACUGAGGUGGUGUGGCAUCAUGUGCUGUCUUCCCAUGUUUUUAGUGCUGGAGGUUGCAUAAUGUUGAGUUUCAGAGAUGUGUUGGAGCUAGAGGCAGAUGAAGUUAUCACUCCCUGCUGCCGGUGCUUUGCAUGACAGCCUUGUCCCUCUGCGGGCAACAUUAUCAGCCGUAGGGGUAGAGUGGAUGUGAAAAUGUGGCUGGCUUUGCCUUGUACCGCUGAUGCGAAGAUACUGUCAACGUGUCAUGGAACUAUUUUUCGCUGCCAGCUAUCAAAUUCAGCAAAAUUUUCUCAAACUUGCUUUUUCCGAAAGCCCGAUGAUUCAGAAAAUUUUGCUGCCCCUUAUUUUGCUGUACUUAUUUGCAUAGAAGAUCAAAUUUCAUUAUAAAGAAAUUUUUAUAUAACGACGCAAUUGCCAAUUUUACUGACUUUGUUAUAUCAAUGUUUAAUUGCACUACUCAUCAUCUUUUGUCUUGCUGGUUGAAUCGGCUCUGUCUCGUGCAGCUGCUCUAGAAUGGAAGCACCACGUUGGCCGAUGUCCAAGUAGGAGGAGACUGGCUCAAUUCCAACACCCUCUUAUUUAUUAAUUCACUUAUUUAUUUUCAGUACUGUGAGCCUUUUCAGGCUGUUACAAGAUGGGCCAAUUCACAACACAAAGAGCAAAUAUAUAAACAGCAUAAUACAAGCAGCACAGUGCAAACUGAAAGCAAAUAUAUAAACAGCAUACAAUGUAAAAAAAGCAGCAGCAUAGAAACAGUGUAGUAUAACUGUUUAUGAAAAUUAAAUAUAUUGAAAUUUUAUUUAUUUUUAAAUCUUAUUUGCACAUACUGCCAGCCCUUACACAGGGCUAUAGCAGGAGAAGAAUACGAACAAUUAUAAAUCACAUAUUUUGUACAUAGAAAAUUGUACACUGAAACACAAAAAGGGACAAUAACUUGAGGUUAAUAACACCAAGAGGUAACAGCAUAAACCGCUGAAGAUAACAAAGACAUAAAGUAAAGUAUAUUAUUUACUAACUAGGAUAUUUCCAAUGUGUUUUGCGAAGAAAUCAACUGAUGAGGAUUAAACUGCUUCUUCCGACAGGGAGUUCCAUUCUUUGAUAGCUCUUGGAAAAAAGCUAUACUUGAAACAAUCGGAAUGUAUAACAGGGGGACGAAUAAACAUUGAAUGACGAUGUCUAGUGGUUCCACCAGAAAGAAUUACCAAAAAGUCUGUAUACCUAAUAUGAACAUGAUGAUGAAUUAUUAGGUAAAUAUAUUUAAGUCUUUCAUAUUUAGAUCUAGCCUGUAAUGUCGGUAGGUCUGCCUGUACACAAAGUUGAGAAGGGGAGUCCGUCCGCCGAUAUUUAUUGAUUAUGAAUCUGACUGCCAGACGCUGUAUUCGUUCAAUUUUUGAUAUAUUUAUGGCAGUGUAAGGGUCCCAGACAACCUUAGCAUAUUCAAUUAUAGGUCUAAUUAAUGUUUUAUAAGCUAGAAGUUUUGUUUCUUGAGUUGUGAAUGGUAAAUUGUGCCUCGGACACCAGAGUGACUUGUUGGCCUUGGCACACACAUAAUCUAUAUGGUGGUUUCACCGAAGAUCACUUGUGAAAAUCAUGCCAAGAUACUUAUGCUGAUCAACUCUUAUAAGUUCAUGAUUAUUAAUAAAAUAAGAAUAGUUUAAGAAAUUUAACUUUCUAGAGACUGUCGUAACUAGUUUUUAAUGGAUUUAGCACUAUUUGCCAUUCAUCACGCCAUUUCUUUAUCUUCUGUAAAUUUGCUUGUAAUGUAGCCUGGUCUCCUACUGUAUCAAUUUUAUUGUAUGUAAUGCAGUCAUCUGCAAAGAGCCUGACGGAAACGUCUAUUUUAUUCGGUAGGUCAUUUAUAAUUAAGAGGAAUAAAAGGGGGCCCAAAACACUGUCUUGGGAAACUCCCGACUUAACACAUGAAAUCUGAAAUCUAAAUUAAACAUUUAGUGAUUCUAGCCUUUGUUUUUUUUUCAAAACUGGUAGGCGAAUUUGUACCGUCAAUAUUUCUGAGUUUAGUUUGUUCCACUCUUCCGGGUGCCGUUUGCACUUGUCAACCACUGGUGACGAACAAUGACUCAUCCACCCCUGCUCAGCUAGCUGGGCCUACUUGAACUGUGAACACCAGGCAAUGAGAACCUCAAGUAUUUGCCGGCCUUUGAUAUCAAAGACUGACUCGACAAUUAUGACAGUAAGUUCUUUCAACCAUUGGGAUGACAUGCAUACACUACAGAAUGUCGCAUUGUACCUCAUUGAUGUUGUUAGAACUAAAGCCCCUGCAUCUACGCGCCACCGCCAGCCAAGCUAAGUACCGCCAACCUAACCUCUUCCUCCACGCUUCUCUCCUCUCACCCCCUUAGCUUCCGGCGUGAAGCGGAACUUACGUAGCUUCAACUUCCUGUUCCGAGUGGAAGUGACGCUAUGUUUUUAGCGUUGUUUACUUUCGAGUCGAUAGAGAGGCUUUAAUUGCACCAGCUGCGGUUGAAACUGUGAAUGCGAUUCCAUCCAAGAACCACCGCCUAUUGUAAUCGGCGAUCUGGUCGUGUUCGCUGCUUCGCGUCAACCUGCGACGGGUUAUGCCACGAGAGACAACGUACAGUGGAAUGUAGUGCCUGGGCGCUUGGAGACCGCUCCCGUUUUUCGUGCAUUUGGAAAACAGCGGCCGCAAACUACUACUUCAGCGGAAUACGACAGCUUGUCCCCUUUUAAUUCUUGUUGUUUUGAAGCAUACAUCCCCUCCAGCCAGCACGUAUGGAGGGACUUUAGUGAAGGAGUUCGCGACGCCAAUUUGUACGGCAGACGCAUAGAGUUUAUGCUGUUGAUUCUGAGGUUGAACUUGUCUCGUACGAUCGAAGGUAGCGAACGUCCCAAGUGCGUGCACUACGUGAAGGACUGCAAUGACGUGAAGCUAUGAAAUAUAACAAGUCCAAAUUUGCGUGGAGGGCAUUCAGUGACAUGGUGAAAACAAGUGUGCUUUUCUUGUGCGAUAUGAGCGGAGGUGUGCAGUGAAUUGGUGCGUGUGCGCGUGUUGUAACGCGUGCAAAGGUGGACGGCGAAUUGUGUGGAUGACGCGAGCAGAUGCGCACUGCGAAUUGUGUGUUGUGACGCGAGCAUCUGCUCGCGUGUACGGCGAAUUAUGUUCGUGUGUUGUGGCGUGAGCAAAGGUGUACGGCGAAUUGUGUGUUGCAACGUGAAAUUACGAUGGCUAUUUUUUUUUUUAUUGCGAGUGUUCAGGAGGCGAACGCGGCAGUAUUUCGGGCGGUAGGUGUGUCAUACUUCUGUUGUCGCGCUUGUAUCCGUCCCUGGCCUAAGCGCUAAAGCACUUCCAUCUACGCGCCACCGAAGUUUUAUGCCGGCAGAAGCGAGGAUGGAGGGGCUUUGUUUAGCCUUACUUACUCAACUUUACUCAAAGCGUCCAAAUUUUGAUGUACGUCAGUUUAGUUAUUGGUCAAAAAGACACCUACUUGUUUGGUGAAGUGGAGCAGCGUUGAUUUGCUGAAUGCUUUCAGAGUUAUUCAAGCUUUGUGAAGUAAAUGUGAAAUUGGCUUACACCUACUGCUAUUGUAUGAACAAAUACUGUGCGUUGCAUGUACCACUCUGUCAACACUUCAUAUGCCUACAUUUUGUAUAUAUUCUGUUCGUAAAGGCCAACUGUCCUCCACCUUGCAGUAAAAAGAAAGUUCAUACAGGUCGUUAUCGCCGAGAGGCGCCGGGGCGGGUGAUUUCCAACGUGCCGGACACAUGCAGCAGCCGAUGAUGCAGCCACAGUCCAUGGCUCUCCGCACUUUGUCAGCGAAAGAGGACGACAGGCAAAGCGUGUGGGCGCAGCGUACGCAAACAAGCGCGUAGAUGCACGCGAAUGACGCUUGGUGGAAUGGCUAGCGCGAGCAACUCAGAUUCGCACCGGUUGCUUAGCACGGGCGCCUCACCAUCGUCUGCAAUGGGAGCGAAAAUUCUCGCAGCGCAACUCCAGGAAGCGGAAACGCCGGAACCGGAAAUACCGGAAGCGGAAAUGCCGGAACCGGAUUUGGUGUGAGGGGAAAAGGCGGCGCACACAAAGGUUGGCGCUACUUAAGAGAGCGGCGGUGGCGCGUAGAUGGAGGGGCUUUAGUUAGAACGUGGUUCCUCAACCAUGAAUGUGACUUCCCUGAUUGGUCAGCAUUCACUCAGCAACUGCGCCAGAUAUUUGGCACAUCUGCUGGAUGCCCAGUAGUGAAAUGGAAACUGGCGAUGCAUAUACAUGAAGUGAACGAAUCCUAGAUGACAUGAUACAUUGAGGACAUCCUGGCUCUGUGUUGUCACAUGCAAAGUGACAUGACAGAGGCUGAUCGUGUUCGCUACAUACUGAAAUGCAUAAACUCCAUCAUCUUCAAUGCUCUUGCCAUUCAAAGCCCAAACUGAGUUUAUGACAUUAUCACGACAAGCCAGCACCUUGACACAUUCUAUUCCAUUUGCCUUCCACACACCUCUUGCAGCACAUGCCUCAUCGGCAAUGCUAAGUUUCUAGCACUGAAAUGUAGUAUUAGAGAAAUUCACAGGCACAUUUCCAGUCUCACAAGUAUUGCGUCCGUUUGCCCUCCUCCUGACCUGCAUGAUAUCUUUAAAAACAAACUGGCCUAAAUGACCGGUGCAUAACCUGCUAAGUCCCCUGUGCCUCUUCCUAUGGCUAUGUAUGCAGAUAUUGCUUCAUGGCCUCGUGCAUCAAUUCCACCUGUGCAUGGGGAUGUUUCUUCCAUCUGGCCUUGGCGUCGGCGAAGGUCCCUGCACCACCGUAUUACUCACCAUGGCGUUCUUCGUGCCCUUUUGCUUCUACUGUGGCAUUUGUGGCCAUAUUUCAUGCUACCGCUGUUGGCAUCAGCAAGCUGGAAGAUGCGGUGUGCUACAUUUGAGAGAUAUUAAUCUUUGAUUUGAUGCCUACAUUCCUGGACACUACACAUCCUUGCUAUGUUGCUCUCCCUCAUCUCUGCUUUCAAGGCAUGCCUCAAGCUUCCCGCUCGCCUGUGUCAGUCUCCCUUCUGGCAUUAUUCAUUGCACCUACAUGCUCAAUUUCCUCAAUCAAACACACUAAAAGACCUUUAUUUGCAGCUUUCUCUGAUUAGCAUCCAACUUUCGUCGCUUUGUCCGUGACUUCACCAUCAUCGCAGCUCCUCUUCACAAUCUUCUGGCCUUGGGCACGUCUUGUCUGGUCAGGUGGCUGUGAAACCACCUUCUGGAAAGUCAAGCGAUGCUUCACUUCAGAACCAGUGCUCUGCCAUUUCGAUCCAACAGCCUGUACUAUCCUAAAGGCUGGUACAAGUGGCCACGGAAUCAGUGCUAUCCUGCUUCAGCGGAAUCUCGUGUCCGAAGAGCAAGUUGGGGGUUGCAUAAUACAAAACUUUCGCCCUUAUCUGACGGCCACGAUUUAACAAUUGUGACUGACCGUUGAGCUUAGGUUGGCUGUCAUCUCUAAAAAAUUUCUCCGGACGCUUUGGCCGUUGGGUGUUGCCUUUGCAGGUGUAUGGCUACACAGUGAGGUAUAGGGGCAGACAACAUCAUGGUGCCAACACUUUGUCGUGCUGUCAGCUGUCACCAAAUGCUUCACCUUUGAUCUGCUCUGCACCGUCCAGCCAAGAGACCAAGCAUAUGCCCGGUAGCCUAGUACAGUUUAUUACCUCAGUUGAUUUUCUUGCGUCUGCUGACCUUGUCUUGCUCCAAAAUACAGAUUCAUAAUGCCACAUGAUCAUCGUUCGGCUCACUGGCUUAGCCCUCCCUCUCAACAGCUGCUUAAGAUGACAACUUUCAAGUUUUAAACUUCAAGAUGGAGCAUUAUUUUGGCAAUUUUGCCAUUCUUCCAGUAACCAAUGGAUCCUGGUCGUCCCUCACUUUGACAUCACAAUUCGGAAGCUUUCCUCGAUGAUGUGACAGCUGGUCACUUAGGAUUUCACAAAACCUAUGAUCAUAUCAUGACUCACUGUUUCUGGCCUGCCUCUCCACUAAUGUCACCAUUUACGUUGGCUUCUGUGCAUUUUGCCAACACCGAAAACGUUCGACAUCCCUUGCCGCCGGCCCCCUUGCAACCUGUGCCAUGCCCAUCUGCUCCCUUUGAAUUUGCGGGUGUAAACUUGUAUGGCCCCCUUCCACUUGCACCCACCGGUCACCUCUGGAUUGUUACCACCGUGGACCAUCUUACUUGCUACGCUUAGACUGCAGCUGUUCCCUCUGGUGCUGCCUCCGAAGUCAGUUUUUUUUUCCUGCACGCUAUCAUUUUGCAUCAUGGUGCACCUCGUGUCCUCCUUAGUGAUUGUGGCAAGACAUUCUUUUCUCAUGUUCUUGCUGAAGUCCUCCAGGCCUCUAACACCAUCCAUAAUAUCGCAUCAGCGUAUCAUCCAUAAACAAAUGGUCUCACUGAGCAUUCUCAUUGAACUUUGUCCGACAUGAUCUCCAUGUAUGUUCAACUCGAUCACACAAACUGGGACAUCAUUCCUCCACUGCCGCCCAGUGCACAUCUAAUUACAGUCCCUUUUUUCUCGUGUACGCCGUGCACCAUCUUUUGUCUUGAAUACUGCCUUCCUUUCAACACCUGCUGCUUCAUCUGCAUCCCUUCCAGAAAAGUUGCUGCUUGAAUUGCCUGUGUCAACCCCGCUACCAUUCAAGACAAAAGAAAAUUCAUUGUAUGCAACGCGUUGCAUGGCUUCAUUCAACCCAGGCAACAAUGUUCUCCUGUAGACACCUGCUUGCCCUCCAAGGCUCUGUGAAAAGUUUCUUGAUUAUCUUGGCUAAUGCAGCAUUCUGCGAAGAAUGUCUGCUGUAUCCUGUCACUCCUGUUAGCUUGACUACUGACAGCCGUUGCCGCAGCACAGAAAUCGUCCAUGUCUCUCACUUAAAGCCGUACAUCGCUGACUGCUUUCAUGAGGGGGAAAAGUUAGUGUGAGCACUAUUUGUGCACGUUCUCAUGUGCACACACUACUCAUCAUCUUUUGGCUCGCCGGGUGUGUCAGCUCUGUCUCUCGCGGCUGCUCUAGAUAAAAGCAACACAUCAGCUGAUGUCUCCAAAUAUUUCCCAUCGGCAAUGCUAUGUCACGCUGAUAACAUUAAUUCCAUUUGUUAACUGAAAGUACUGGGCAUGCAGCAUUAAUGUAAGCAUAGAUGACAUUUAUUGUUUAGGGACAAGAUAAACCACAAAGUGCGCAAACUUUUCUUAGUGUGUAAACCAUGUUAUUUUUUCUAUCUUUAUUGCCAUGGUGAUGACAAUUGGGAAAUCACCAUUCAUGAUGACCAUUGACUUGUACAUGGCAGUUAUGACUCUUGCAAUGUUCUAGUUGAUAGCUUGUGCAUAAAGUCUUCAACGUAGUAGUUCUGCGGAAACCUGCAGGUUGGAGAGGAGUAAUGAAUAAAUGGAAAAUCAAACAUCCACCCGUUCGUAGCAAAUGCUACAAAUGGGUGGAUGGGUUUCCUUUGUAGCAAUUGCUACGAACGGGUGGAUGUCUGAUUUUCCAUUUAUUCAUAAAGUCUUCAAUAGAGAUUUUAAAUCAGGGAAUGCCAGCAGCACCCAAGCAUUGGGGGAUGAAAACUCCAUUGUGGGCCUUUUGUGCUCGAUUUGGGUUCUUUUGUAUGCCCGGCAUCCCCUAGUCCAAAACUGUAAUGUUUGCCAAAUUACACAAUUUACUUGUAAGUUAUCUUAACCGUGUAACAGAAACAGCGGUUGUAAGCACUUCUCAGCCAAAUUCAUGGUGUAUAUUGGCACCACAUCCCGUAUACACGGUGGCGUCACUCUCUAUGCAACUACAAAUAAUUUUAUCUUUUAAUUUUCUUCGUUUUAAUGAAAUAAACCUUAUUUGGGAACUUCA